Molecule: messenger RNA, 1551 nt
Organism: Penicillium subrubescens
Lineage: Eukaryota; Fungi; Ascomycota; Eurotiomycetes; Eurotiales; Aspergillaceae
Exons: 1
Coding region: 1-1551 (516 amino acids)
Source: RefSeq, a predicted model, not a curated record
AUGGCAACACCGGGGGCUUCCUCCGACACCCUCAUCACUCCAUCCUCGCAGAUACAACCACACUGCUCCUCCAAUCUACACACCAUGUCCACAAGGCCCGCAGACCCGGAAGGACAAGCCGACUCCGACCUCGAACUGGCAGUGCUAGAGUCCGCACCACCCGUUGUCCCCAAACUCCUCCGUGAAGCGAGUGAUAUCACAUGGCAGGAAUCACAGGAGGCAAGCAAAGAUGCCGUGACACUCGUCCGUCGCCGAGGGCGAUUCCAUUUGCUGCACCAGCAGCAAUUCAGGAAUAGUCUGCUAGCAAGCGUGGGUUAUCUCGAGUUGGCGAAUGCCGCGGACUUUGCGGCCAACGUGUGGAAUCAGAUCCCCGUGCCGACCUUUGCGGCUGUACUCAUGGGUAUCGGUGGUACGUGUGCUUUGGGCAUGGUAUUCGUUGCGAUGCAGGAUUUCCGGCUGAGUUUGCGGAAUGUGAAGCUGCUUCUGACGGAGCGGGAGAAUCUGAAAAGAUUGCGACAGCAUCACAGCAAGAAUACUGGGGUCGUGCAACUUCUUGAGAGUAGACUGGGUGUGAGCGACCGUGAGAUGGGUACGGAGAUCGUCGACCGCAUUGUGAUGGACCUUCUGAUGGGCUUUGGGUCAGUGCUAGUUGGGGUCGGCACAUUAAUGGCCAUUGGGGGCGCCAAUCCACGGGUCUUCAAGGCCAGCAACUUGCUUUCGGGAUAUAUUGGUAAUGGUCUCGCAGCAAUGUUCGGUCUUGUUAAUGCCGUCUGGUCCGGCUACCUCAUCCGUCGUUUCCAUCAACAUCUCAAAGCUGUCCGAGCCUCGCAGCCAGGCGACGAUAUCAGGCGGCGUUUACACAAUCGUAUCCGCCGAUUCCAGUGGCAUUCCUUUAUCAACGGGCUUAAUGGCCUGGUUGCCGGUGCUGGAUCUAUAGUCACUGCUGAGCGGUGGUGGGGAUAUGUCGUGCUGAUUCCGUGUAUCAUUUCAUUGAUUGCCGUGAACUUCUUCUGGCGUAAGAAGCUCGGCUAUGACAGACCUCUUCUAAUGGAUGUUUCACUCACUCGGAUGCAACUUACCCCUUUGCUCGAAGAUUUGGAAUAUGCGAUCGCCAUGCAGCGCGGUCUUGCAGAGCCUGAUACAGAUCUGCCACAAGCCCUUGUGCAGAUGGACUCGCUGGAUUCAAUGCUGCGAUUUAUCGUCCAGAAUCGCAUGUUGGAAAGGUACUGCGAGUCUUUGACUUGUGGCAAACAAACUCGUGGGCUUCUCAGGGAUCUUCUCCCAACUACCACCACACCACACGAAGUCACCAUCUCAAUAGACGCCCUCUUCCGUCUCUCCUCAUCUUCCACGGCAAAUGCGGAUCUUCUCCGCGCACAUGCCAAGCGUUUUCUACAAAAGGACGGAGUCCUCAUUUUCACAUAUCGCGAGCGCCAUCUCCUUGAAUUACUUGCUUACGCUGUCUGGCAGGACCAGACCACUUCCACGGCCCAGGCAACUGACGCAGGUGCUGGCACUACUACACCAGAAGCAAUGAUAGAAACCAAAUAA